CGGGUUCGAGGUGCGUGAGGUGUCCAUGUCCUCCACAGACCCCUUUGACUGCCAGGCCUGUGGCUUGGAUGAGUGGGCCCCAGCAGGGAGCGAGGUCUGCUUCAACCGCACCAUCGAGUUCCUGUCCUGGUCCGAGCCCCUCUCCUGGGUGCUGCUGGCCUUGGCUGUUCUUCUCAUGCUGCUCAUAGCGGCGCUGGCUGUCCUGUUCGCCCUCAAUGCCUCCACACCUGUGGUCAAGUCCGCGGGCGGGAAGACGUGUUUCCUCAUGCUGGGCUCCCUGGCCUGCACCUGCAGCAGCCUCUUCUGCUAUUUCGGGGAGCCCUCGCAGGCGGCGUGCCUGCUGCGGGUGCCGCUCUUCGCCAUCAGCUUCACCGUGUUCCUCUCGUGCGUGGCGACCCGCUCCUUCCAGAUCCUCUGCAUCUUCAAGCUGAACGCGCGCUGCCCUGCGCUCUACGAGGCCUGGAUGCGGCGCCACGGGCCGGUGCUGUUCGUGGCCGCCAGCACGGCGGUGCAAGUGGCGCUGUGCGUGGCCACCGAGGCCGUCAGCCCCUCGGUGCCGCGCCGGGAGUACGGAGUGUGGGACGAGAGGGUGGUGCUGGAGUGCGCCCAGAGCGGCGCGGCCGACGCCGCCAUCGCCUACACGGUGCUGCUCAGCGCCGGCUGCUUCGCGCUCAGCUACGCGGGCACCGACCUGCCCGCCGCCUACAACGAGGCCAAGAGCCUGACCGUGAGCCUGCUGCUACACAUGGGCUGCUCGGCCGCCGUGCUCUGCUCGCAGGGCGCGCUGCGCGGCCGGGCCGAUACGGCGGCGCGGGUGCUCGGCACGCUGGGCACGCUCGCAGCACUGCUGGGCGGGUACUUCGUGCCGCGGGCCUUCGUCAUCCUGCUGCGGCCGCACCAAAACACGGCCGAACACUUCCAGAUGGCCAUCCAGGAGUACACGCGCCGCCUGGCCGCCGCCUGAGCCGCGGGGCUCGACCCGCACCGCGCCUACCCCGCCGCGGGACCGACCCUCGGCCCCGGCCCGCCCCGGCCGCUCACAGCGUCACUGCCGGCGCCCGCUGACGCCACGUCCGGCGGUGGCGGAUGCC
Molecule: messenger RNA, 1091 nt
Organism: Pyrgilauda ruficollis (rufous-necked snowfinch)
Lineage: Eukaryota; Metazoa; Chordata; Aves; Passeriformes; Passeridae
Product: taste receptor type 1 member 1-like
Exons: 1
Coding region: 26-964 (312 amino acids)
Biological process (GO): sensory perception of umami taste; G protein-coupled receptor signaling pathway
Cellular component (GO): membrane
Molecular function (GO): G protein-coupled receptor activity
Source: RefSeq, a predicted model, not a curated record